AGGGCGGCGGCGCCGGCGACCGUGGUAAUUGCAGCUGCUCAGGGGCAGAGCUUGCCCCAGCGCUGAGUAGUGGCAACCGCGCGUUGCGUCGGGGGUGCUCUGGAGCCGGGAGCCCCAGGGCCUGAAAUCGGCAGCUCCCCAGCUGUACACACUCUCACACAGGAAGAGGUGCUGCCGAAUCAGCGCGGGGCAGCGGGAGCGCCCCGUGGGGCUUCCUCAGUUGAGGAGAGGUGGGGUUCCAGGGCACAGGUGACAGGGCCAGAGAAAGAUGGAGCAGCCCGGGGCGGCGGCGGGAGCGGGAGGCGGCAGUGAGGAACCCGGUGGGGGCCGGAGCAACAAGCGGAGCACGGGGAACCGGGCUGCCAACGAAGAGGAAACGAAAAACAAACCCAAACUGAACAUUCAAAUAAAAACUUUGGCUGAUGAUGUGCGUGACCGAAUUACAAGUUUCAGAAAAUCUACUGUCAAAAAAGAAAAACCUCUUAUUCAGCAUCCUAUUGAUUCUCAAGUUGCGAUGAGUGAGUUUCCGGCAGCUCAGCCAUUAUAUGAUGAACGAUCUUUGAAUUUGUCCGAAAAGGAAGUACUGGAUCUCUUUGAAAAAAUGAUGGAGGACAUGAACCUUAAUGAAGAACGAAAAGCUCCUUUGCGAAACAAAGAUUUUACCACCAAACGUGAGAUGGUUGUCCAGUAUAUUUCUGCCACUGCCAAAUCUAUAGUUGGAAGUAAAGUUACGAGUGCAAGAUUUUCACUGAUGUUACAUACUUGAGCUCUUCUGACACAAGCGAGAAGAUAGCUAAAACAGCUCUCAAAGCUGGGUUUACAGCCUUUGGUGUCAUUCGGUAUUUCAGUGAACUAGGUGAGGUGGUUCUUAAUUUUUCUCUCUCUCUCUAUCGUUAUCAUGGUUGAUUGUCAGUGAGAGCUGCAGUCAAACAAAAAUGGAAACUUUGUAAUUUAUGUAUAGCUUUACAAAGGCAAAGGAAUGAAGGAUUAUUGCAGUUGGUGCAGUCCCAGAUACAAUUAAUAUCAAAUGCAUAUAAAUCCUGUUAGAGAUCUGUCAUGGGUGAAAAAGGAAUAUGAAAAAUGCGUGACCUAUCUUUAUUAGAUUCAGUUAGAGAGAGACCAUACAGAGCUAAGGAGCUUUACAAACUGCAUAUUAAUCAUAACCAGUCUUCUGAGAUAAACCUAUUUCUUGUAACUUAUCAAAGCUGUACAGAAGAUUAGUCAUUCCCUUUGGUAAAGGAAUGUUUUACAUAUUGUUCUGAGUUUUGAACAUUGCAGCUUUAAAAACUGAUUAACAGAUAUUUUAAUAUUAAAAUAUAUCUCAUUGAAUUAUAUAGCUUAGGCAGCUAUUACCCUAUAAUGCCACCUCAAUAGGAAGAUGGGCUCUUUGUCAAAACCUCUACAUUACUGUUUUGUUGCAUAUUGAACAAGACACUCUAGGGAGUUGUAUUAGAGACCAGACAAAAGAACUUUGCUACAGCAAGCAAUCGUCAAAUCACACAGAAAUAUUUCUUUCUUAAAUCUUUACUUUUAGCAACAAUUGGGAGAUAUCAGCACCAUUUUUUUUUAAUGUCACUUUCAAUUCCUGAAGUCUUUUAUCUCUUUGAGAAGGAGGGGAAUUAGCUUAAGGGGACAGUUAAGACCAUCAUGUUAAUGCACAGUAUUACUAAGGGUAGAGGAUGUGUAACGGCUAUAAUCUGACAAGGAUAAUUAAGAUCCUGCUUUUAAAAUGUGUGAGAAGAUUUCAUAAGAUUAUGAAAAUUUUAGAUAGAACAUAAAGAAACAGGUAUGAAUUGUAUUUUGUAUUGUUGGCUCACAAAUGUAGAGAUGUUGAGUGAUUUUAAGCAUUUAGUUACUGACCUGUUGUCACUUGAGUGCCCACAGAAUAUAAGAUCCUAUCGAUAAAAAUAUGGAGCUAUUUCAUGAUGAAGGUUUCCAUAUUCAAUGACAUAUGUCAUUUGAUAGCUUUGUUUUCAUAUUUCUAAAAUAGACUUUUAAAAAGCUCAAAUACAGAUGUAUAUACAUUAAAAAUAAAAUCUUCUCUCAUUCUUCCCAUUUUGC
Molecule: messenger RNA, 2061 nt
Organism: Choloepus didactylus (southern two-toed sloth)
Lineage: Eukaryota; Metazoa; Chordata; Mammalia; Pilosa; Megalonychidae
Product: protein diaphanous homolog 2-like
Exons: 6
Coding region: 269-766 (165 amino acids)
Biological process (GO): actin filament polymerization; actin cytoskeleton organization
Cellular component (GO): cytoplasm; actin filament
Molecular function (GO): small GTPase binding; actin binding; microtubule binding
Source: RefSeq, a predicted model, not a curated record